GGGAAAGAGAAGACUUCAGUGAGUCAACACACCGAGCCAGUGUCCGUUUUACACGAUUGGGUUAUAGCUUAGCUUUGCUUAGCUUCUUUUAGAUCAAAACUUCAUUGAAACACCAUAUUAAUGAGUUAAAAAUCUUUACCGGAAAUGGGCAAACUUGUUCCCAAUCGCUCGUUUUUCCUUUUAUUUUUCCUUUUUCUUCACUUUCUCCUCUUCGAUUUCGCUCUCUCUGAGAUUUUCUUCGAAGAACGCUUCGAAGAUGGGUGGAAGAGCCGAUGGGUGCUGUCAGAUUGGAAAAGGAGUGAGGGAAAAGCCGGCACCUUUAAGCACACCGCCGGCAAGUGGUCUGGCGAUCCUGAUGAUAAGGGUAUUCAGACUUAUAAUGAUGCCAAACAUUAUGCCAUCUCUGCUAAGAUACCAGAGUUUAGCAACAAAAACAGAACUCUAGUGGUCCAGUAUUCUAUUAAAAUUGAACAAGACAUUGAAUGUGGUGGUGGUUACAUCAAGCUUCUCUCCGGUUAUGUAAACCAAAAGAAAUUUGGUGGCGACACUCCUUACAGUUUCAUGUUCGGACCAGAUAUUUGUGGCACACAGACCAAAAAGCUCCAUGUUAUACUAUCCUACCAGGGACAAAAUUAUCCUAUUAGAAAGGAUCUACAAUGUGAAACGGACAAGCUAACUCACUUUUACACAUUUAUUCUAAGGCCUGAUGCCUCUUAUAGCGUCUUAAUUGAUAACAGAGAGAGAGAAACAGGCAGCAUGUAUACUGAUUGGGAUAUCCUUCCUCCACGAAAAAUAAAGGAUGUUAAAGCCAAAAAGCCUGCAGAUUGGGAUGAUAGAGAAUACAUUGAGGACCCUAAUGAUGUCAAACCGGAGGGAUAUGAUAAAAUUCCAGCUCAGAUUCCAGAUCCAAAGGCAAAAGAGCCUGAUGACUGGGAUGAUGAAGAGGAUGGUAUUUGGAAACCACCUAAGAUCCCAAACCCAGCAUACAAAGGACCAUGGAAGCGUAAGAAAAUCAAGAACCCCAACUACAAGGGAAAGUGGAAGACUCCAUGGAUUGAUAACCCAGAGUUCGAAGAUGAUCCGGACCUCUAUGUGCUGAGACCAAUAAAAUAUGUGGGUAUUGAAGUCUGGCAGGUAAAGGCUGGUUCGGUUUUUGACAACAUAUUGAUUUGUGAUGACCCACAAUAUGCAAGAGAAGUUGUAGAAGAUAUAUGGGCCAGGAAUAGGGAGGCCGAAAAGGAAGCCUUUGAAGAAGCAGAGAAAGAACGAAGAGCCCGGGAAGAGGAGGAAGCCAAAAGAGCUAGAGAGGAAGGUGAAAAGCGGAGAAGAGAGAGGGACCACCGACAUAGAGACAGGAGGCACCGUAGAAGGCACGAUCCUCGUGAUUAUCUGGACGAUUACCAUGAUGAACUAUGAGGUUGUCCACCACAAUUUCGCGAGUUUUAGGAUCCCAUUUCGAUUACGAAAAAGAGAAAAAUCGAAGCAAGGUUCCAUGCUGUGAGAGUUGGGGUUACCGUGUACUGGUUGUUCUCAUUGUUGUCGUUGUUGUUGUAACAUCAGUGUUGUAAUAUGAACAUUGAAGCUGAAAACUGCUAACAUUCCAUGAUCCACCUCAUGUUUGUAUGCUAAUUUUGUUGAAUAAAUUGGAACUUUCAAUUA
Gossypium raimondii (Peruvian cotton) is the source of this 1659-nucleotide messenger RNA. Its product is annotated as calreticulin-3. Bases 145 to 1416 code for a protein of 423 amino acids. Gene Ontology annotation, cellular component: endoplasmic reticulum; endoplasmic reticulum membrane. The transcript has 14 exons. Gene Ontology annotation, biological process: protein folding. The record is from RefSeq and is a predicted model, not a curated record. Lineage: Eukaryota; Viridiplantae; Streptophyta; Magnoliopsida; Malvales; Malvaceae. Gene Ontology annotation, molecular function: calcium ion binding.